UUCAAAGUAGUUUUUGCUUGCUAAGAAUCAAACUUCAUCUUCACAUUCAGUUUUUUUUACGCAAUAGGCAUAUUCGAAAUUACAAUGUCGUCUAUUUUAGUACAAAAAUUUUGGGGAACGCUGGCCACAACCGAAUCAUUGUACCGCAUCUUUCCCCAGGUGAAUUCAAGAUGGUCUUCCACAAACUCCCAUCACGCACACAGUGUGGCCGCUCAGGAUCAGCGGACAAUCGAGGAGCCGUAUAUUAUCUUCCAGCGCUGGCUGAUUUCCGCUCAGAAGCAGGCGCCUCAAGUGAGACCGCGUCUCGCGUGCAUGGCUACUGUGGACAAGGCGGGCGAGCCAGUUACGCGGCUGACCAACAUUGAGGACGUCGGUGCCCACGGAAUCACGUUCUUUACGACGUUGGGCAGCCGACAGGCGGGCGAGAUAAGUCAGAAUCCCCAUGUUUCGCUGCAUUUUAACUGGGCGCCAUUGAUGCGCAGUGUACGGAUUGCUGGAACUGCAUACAAGCUGACAGAUGCGCAGGCAAUGGACCAAUUUCGCCGUUAUUCGCGCCACAUGCAGCUCUGCAUUACGCACGGACCACGAUACGCGGCAAAGUAUUCGCAAGCCCGCUCGGGUUUCUUUCAGAGGAUCGUUCAGCGCUUGAGCGCCUGGUUCGGAAAGGCACCAGAGGAGAUCCCUAUGCCAACCAACUGGGGUGGCUUCUUACUUGCUCCUAGUCUCUUUGAGUUCGGCAUGAUGGGGGAACAACAGGGCAGAAAACGUUUGCGCUUUCGCAGGUGUUUAAAUCUGCCUAGGGGGGCAAGAGGCGGAGCAGUUCAAGCAGAGACACAGGAUUGGGUUUAUGAUUCGAGCGAGGAAUAAGAAGGUAUCCUGAAUCUGUGCUUUUUAAACUGCAAUAGAACUGGAAAAAAUGCAGCUCCCGUCAUUAUAUGUAUUUGUGUGCAUGCGUAAACCCCAAAAAGUAAAAUUUUAUAUAAAUAAAUUAUA
This is a messenger RNA of Drosophila bipectinata, 993 nucleotides long. RefSeq names its product pyridoxine/pyridoxamine 5'-phosphate oxidase. Gene Ontology annotation, molecular function: pyridoxamine phosphate oxidase activity; FMN binding. The record is from RefSeq and is a predicted model, not a curated record. Gene Ontology annotation, biological process: pyridoxine biosynthetic process; pyridoxal 5'-phosphate biosynthetic process. Lineage: Eukaryota; Metazoa; Arthropoda; Insecta; Diptera; Drosophilidae.